Messenger RNA from Mixia osmundae IAM 14324, 2550 nucleotides. RefSeq lists its product as uncharacterized. The record is from RefSeq and is a predicted model, not a curated record. Gene Ontology annotation, cellular component: preribosome, large subunit precursor; PeBoW complex. Bases 1 to 2550 code for a protein of 849 amino acids. Gene Ontology annotation, biological process: maturation of LSU-rRNA from tricistronic rRNA transcript (SSU-rRNA, 5.8S rRNA, LSU-rRNA); ribosome biogenesis. The transcript has 6 exons. Lineage: Eukaryota; Fungi; Basidiomycota; Mixiomycetes; Mixiales; Mixiaceae. Gene Ontology annotation, molecular function: ribonucleoprotein complex binding; protein binding.
AUGCCACCACUGGCUCCGCAUGUCCUUGCAAACCUCUCACUCAAGGCCCAAGGCAAGCGCAAAGCUGGCGAGGAGCGCCUGGGCGGCAGCAAUUUCAGGGCCAAUCUGUCUUUUGAUAGCGCUUCGGACGCGAGCGAGGACGCAGCGGAGCUAGACGACCUCACAGACGAAGCAGAAGCCUUUCCAGAGAUAGAUGCGCGUAGUUCGGGUUCGAGUAUCAGCGAUAGCGAGGCAGAUCUCGCGCUGGGCGAAGAACGCGAGGAGGAUGAGGAUGAGGAUGAUGAGGAGGAGGAGACCGACGAAGCAAGAAUACUGCGCGAGCUAGCAGAAGAGGCAGAGAUCGAAGCUGAUCUAGCAGAAGAAGCAGAGGCCAGCUCGAGCGACAGUGACGACGAGACUCUGGCCGUCGACGAGCGAUUGUCGCGACAUAUCGCACGCUCCACGAUCAAGCCAAACGAGGAAGACGCUAGUGCGGCCUCGACGCCUGCUGCAUUCGAUCAUGCUCUCAAUCGUAGAACCCUUACGCCUCAGCAGAAAGAUGAUCUCCUUGGCUACGAAGCACGAGACUACAAAGACCGUAGCAAGCUCGUCAAGAGUAGUAUCACUGGCGAGGAUAAAAGAGUGUGGCGACCUGUAGACCUAGACGAUGAUGAAGACGAUAGAGAGCCAACCAAUCGUAUUGGCAACAUACCCGCGCAUUUCUAUGAUGGAUUCCCGCACAUCGGCUACGACAUCGACGGCAAGCGCGUCCUCCGCCCGGCCAAGGGCGACGAGCUCGACAAGUUCCUGGCCAAUGAGGAAGAGGCGGCUUGGACGAGCGUGCAAGACAAGAUAUCUCAAGAGAACGUGCAGCUCACAGAGGACGAGCUCGAUCUCAUCCAUCGUCUCGCUCGGUCCGAAAAUCCAGAUGGCGAAUAUGAUCCAUACACGCCGCAAAUCGAGAUAUUCACUGCACGCGGGCUGGAGAUGACUAUGCCUCUUUCUGGUAGGCCGGAGCCCAAGAGUCGCUUCAUUCCUUCCAAAUGGGAGCACAAAAAGGUCAUGAAGAUCGUAAGAGCAAUCCGAGCAGGCAGGAUUGUGCCCAACAAGGCAUCUGCUGCGCCGAAGCCCGAGGUCUAUAACAUCUGGUCAGACAGUGACCUCGCGCGGCCCGACCACCCUAUGAACAUGCCCAUGCCAAAGCUCAGACUGCCUACCCAUGUAGAAUCAUACAAUCCGCCAGCUGAAUAUCUAUUCACGCAAGAAGAGCUGAAGGAAUGGGAAGAAGCCGAGCCAGCCGAUCGCAAGCUAGACUUUGUGCCCGCCAAGUACGACUCCUUGCGCAAGGUGCCUGCGUUCAAGGACUUUGUCAAGCAGCGUUUCGAGCGCUGCUUGGAUCUCUACUUGGCCCCGCGAAUGCGUCGUCGAAAGCCGAGAUUGCAGGUCGAUGGACCAGAAGAUCUGCUGCCAAAGUUGCCGAGUCCUAACGAAUUGCGUCCUUUCCCAACGAGCCUGUCGAUUCUGUAUCCCCAUCCCGACGGCGUUCGGACAAGGAGCAUCAGCAUUGAUCCCACGGGAAUGUGGGUUGCGACGGGCGCAGAGGAUGGAUCCGUCCGGCUGUGGGAAUGUCGCGUCGGGAGAUGCGCCAUGACUUGGCAAGUCGCUGACGAUGGACCGAUCUACAAUGUCGAGUGGUGUCCUGAUCCGUCUCGUUCGAUACUUGCAGUCGCAAGCGAGGAUCGUGUGACUCUUUUGUCACCGACUGGAUACAUUGACGUCGAGCUCUCGAGAGCGACGACCACGUUCGUCUCCGCCGUGUUUGCUGCGCCGUUACCCGCCAAUGCAACAAGCAAGCUGUCCGACGUCAAGUGGGUCAGGCCGUCGGCCGAAGAUCGCGAGAAAGGUUAUCUGCUGCAUGUCGCCGUUCCGGGCACGCCCAAGCAAGUCACCUGGCAUCGACGUGGCGACUACUUUGCCAGCGUGUCUACGAACGCUGGGCCACGUUCCGUGCUGAUUCAUCAGAUCUCAAAGCACCAGACCCAGGCGCCUUUCACCAAGAGCAAGGGAGCGAUGCAGAAGGUUGCUUUCCAUCCUCUGCGCCCUCACUUCUUCGUCGCGACUCAGCGAUACGUUCGGAUUUAUGACUUGAUGGCGCAAAAGCUCGUAAAGACACUCCAGCCAGGUGUCAAGUGGAUCUCGAGCUUGGACGUUCAUCCUCAAGGCGAGAACGUGUUGAUCGGUAGUUACGACAAAAAGCUGGCCUGGCACGAUCUCGAAUUGAGCGAUCGCCCGUACAAGACCCUGCGCUAUCAUUCUCGGGCAAUACGAUCUGUAUCCUUCUCAAAUCGCUACCCGCUCUUCCUCUCGACUUCCGAUGAUGGCACCAUCCAGGUCUUCCAUUCGACAGUCUACUCUGAUCUCGUGACCAAUCCGCUCAUCGUUCCACUCAAGGUCCUCCGAGGACACGGCAUCAAGGACGGCUUGGGUGUUCUCGAGGCCAAGUGGCACCCGAAAGAGCCUUGGAUUGCCUCUGUCGGCGCUGAUGGAGUGGGCAGACUCUGGACGACAUAG